AUGCCCUCCGAAUCACACACACACACACACCCCGUAAACACUGUUUUUUGUGCACGAGCGAAGAUCCCGGGGCAUCUGAACUUUCCGGGUCUGCAGACCACAGAAGCCGAAAGACGCCAUCGACUUCAAUGUUUCGUGUAUGCAAAAACGGAAUUCAACCGCUACCACCUGUUGGUUGCCAAGUUACCGAUUCCACGCGCUACCCGGUGCGCAUCUGCAUUUCACCUCCCUCCCAAGGUAAAAUCGGCACUCGCCUACAUUCGGGACACCCUGGCUUCGGCUGCUGCUGCACCGAAAGAAAAAUAG
Molecule: messenger RNA, 306 nt
Organism: Mesocestoides corti
Lineage: Eukaryota; Metazoa; Platyhelminthes; Cestoda; Cyclophyllidea; Mesocestoididae
Source: the annotation of a GenBank genome assembly